AGUCGAGAGCGCAGGAGAUAUUUCUGACAGCUCAAGGAAAGGCACCGGUUUUGACAAAAAAAAGGAAUAAUAUUGUAAUAUUUUUUUUGUAUAUAUAAUUAUGCAAUGACACGCCUUGUAGUACAUGCGUGCCAUGUAGUUCUCAGCAUCACUAUAUUCCUCAGCAUCACUCCUACUUGAUGUUUGUUGAAAUGGUUUCUUUAUUAUUAUUAUAAUUAUAAUAAUAAUAAUAAUAAUGUUCUCCCCUACAACCUGUUUGGAAUAAAGGAAAUCAAGAUGCAGGUAGCGCACUAAAACGAGCAUCCUCUCAUCGCGAAGGGAUUACAUCACCUUUAGGUGAACAGAUAUAUUUUAAAGGAGGAGGAAGAAGAGAGGAAGCCAGAAGCCGCCGAAGUCUGUCGGCAAGGAACCUGGGGAGCGCGACGAUGGCAUGGUCCGUGACAACAUGAAAAAGAAAAAGUGCGAAAGACCAUUCUGAACGGGGGAGACCGAGACCGACGGAGGAGAGAGUCAAGGAGGAGAACACACCCAAACCUGCCAGAGUCCCCUGGUUGCCAUGGAUCCACCUCCCUCUUUGAGUUUGGCCCUUCUUGCCGGAAGCGAAGAAGAAGAUCAGCACUCUCCCCACCCUUUGAGUGGUAUCUCCCACACGUCCAUUUCCAGUAACUACCCAGGCAGCAAUCACUCCAACCACACAGGUGGAACAAGCAGUCUGGAGCGGCUCAACGGGACGCCGUCACCAACCGGCCCAAACCUUCCGCCAGUCUCCUUGCCCAAGCUUCCGCUGGUCACAACACCACAGCUGCCAGCGCCGAUCCCCAAUGCACUGCACCCAACCAGCACGCCGCUCUCAUCCUGCCUGGGCAGCCAGCAUAGCCUAAGCGGUGAAACGUCACCUAUCUACAACGCCCUCUUUUACUCCUCUCACUCCCCUACGGGCGAGCGGGAACGAGAAAGAGAUCGAGGUUGCAAGCACAGGCAGGCCAGUCCAUUAGUGCACCGUAGGGACAGUAACCCAUUCACUGAGAUCGCAAUGAGCUCGUGCAAAUACACUGGUGGCGUCAUGAAACCCCUUAGCCGCCUCAGCGCCUCGCGCAGGAACCUCAUUGAGUCCGACAGUGGGAGUGACAGCAAAGAGGGUGGGGCUGCCACUGGACAUGGGGCAGUGCCCUCCUCGUCCUCCUCCAUUACUGCACCCCAGAACCCACCUGAGAUUGUCAUCUCCUCCAAAGAGGAUCCACCGUAUGGACAUGUGUAUGAGCUCGAGACAUCAGCCAAUCAGAUGUCUAUCUAUCACCAGAACCACACCCUCUCUGAGAGCAGGGGCACUCUGGGGUUGACAGGAAGUGGGGGCAAUGGACGGCGAAGUGGGACAGGUGGAGAGCCUGGGAGAACGGCCUCUAAAGCUUCUAAGCGCAAGAACCAGAAUAUAGGCUAUAAGCUUGGCCAUCGUAGGGCGCUGUUCGAGAAGCGGAAGCGACUCAGUGACUAUGCGCUCAUCUUUGGCAUGUUUGGCAUUGUUGUCAUGGUGAUUGAGACAGAGCUUUCCUGGGGUGUCUAUAGCAAGAGCUCCAUGUAUUCCCUGGCAUUGAAAUGUUUAAUCAGCCUGUCUACCAUCAUCCUCCUUGGGCUUAUCAUUGCAUACCAUGCUCGUGAAGUGCAGCUUUUUGUCAUCGAUAACGGCGCAGAUGACUGGCGCAUCGCCAUGACAAUGAACCGGGUAUUGCUUAUUGCGCUGGAGCUGCUGGUCUCAGCCGUGCACCCAGUGCCCGGUGACUUCAAGUUUGUGUGGCGCGCUCGACUCGCAUUCACCUACAUCCCCUCGCAGGCGGAGGCCGACCUGGACAUGGUGCUUUCUGUGCCCAUGUUCCUCCGACUCUACCUCAUCGCUCGUGUUAUGCUCCUCCAUAGCAAGCUGUUCACCGAUGCCUCCUCCCGGAGCAUAGGGGCUCUCAACAAGGUGCACUUUAAUACACGAUUUGUGAUGAAGACCCUGAUGACGAUCUGCCCAGGCACAGUGCUUCUGGUCUUCAGUAUCUCCCUGUGGAUCAUCGCAGCUUGGACUGUACGAGUAUGUGAGAGGUACCAUGACCCUCAGGAUGUGACCAGCAAUUUCCUAGGAGCCAUGUGGCUAAUCUCCAUCACCUUCCUCUCCAUUGGCUAUGGAGACAUGGUGCCUCAUACCUAUUGUGGCAAGGGAGUGUGUCUUCUUACUGGCAUUAUGGGGGCAGGCUGCACAGCGCUGGUUGUUGCCGUGGUAGCAAGAAAGCUGGAGCUGACCAAGGCUGAGAAGCAUGUGCACAACUUCAUGAUGGACACACAGCUCACAAAAAGGAUAAAGAAUGCAGCAGCCAACGUUCUCCGGGAAACAUGGCUGAUCUACAAACACACCAAGCUGAUGAAGAAGAUCGACCACUCACGCGUGCGCAAGCACCAGAGGAAAUUCCUGCAAGCCAUCCACCAACUGCGAAGUGUCAAAAUGGAGCAAAGAAAACUGAGUGACCAGGCAAAUACCCUGGUUGACCUCUCGAAGAUGCAGAGCGUGAUGUACGAGCUCAUGUCCGAGCUAAAUGACCGCAGCGAGGAUCUGGAGCGCCAGAUGCUGAGCCUGGAGCAGCGAGUGGAGCAGCUCACGGCAGGUUUCAGCGCUCUGCCGGCGCACCUCUCGGCUACGCUAAACGCUCAGCACGCCGCGCUCAUCCGCUUGCUGCAGGAGCGAGAUGCUAAGACCACCAGUCCAGGUGUGCCCACCCUGAUUACACCCACGCCCAGAGGCAACAACCAGGCGUCAGAGGAGAGCCCCAACACCAGUACGUCCACCUGCUGAGAAACUGAGGCUCUGCACUGCCAGAGAAGAAGGUGUUUGGAGACUGAAAGAUGGGAAGGAAAUCAGGUUUAGGUGUGUUGAAGUGAGUCUGGGCAUAAAAGGAACAGGUUGUGCACAGAUAAGAAGCCGAUGACGAGGGAGGUGGGAGUUUGUAAGCGAAGAUAAGAGGGUGCCAAUUCAAACGAAAAGCUAAAUACUUUAAUGGAAUCUGCACUAAUUGGAGGAAAAAGAAACGUGUCUCUCCCUCCAUCAGGAAAAUGAAUCACCAUGGCUAAGGACAUAUUUUUUACCUGACUGCUAACCACAUAUUAAUAAGCAUCCCUUUAACAAGAACUCAACGUCGAUAACAUGACUAAUGGCGAGACAUAAAACACAAAGACAUAUGCCAGACCUGCCCUUAUGAUCCAUUCACAGGACAUGGAAUUAAGACCCUACGCAAACACUGUGUCAAAGGCACACACACACACACACACACACACAACAAAACAAUGCACUAAACCCACACCACUGAACACUGCCAGUUGGACUGCUUUUUUUCAAGGAGAAUUCAAUCACUUCUGUACGGAAUGAGAACUGCCAUAUUACACGGAAUACACACGAAAACCUCUUCACACUGUUAUCACGAAUGUCUGCAUUUGAAAACACAUGAACACCAUUUUGCUAUUAAUCUCUGUCUUGCACACCUACUUUCUUGGAAAAAUCUGCUACCAAAGUGCUGUCUAUAAGGUGACAGGAAGAAAACAAAGUGGUCUGAGGUAUAUAUAUAGAAGAGUCCUCAAAAACCUCAGCACAUUAUCCAAGGAGAAAUAAUUACAGGAUCCAAACAGCAUUUAUAACACCCCGGAAAAUGAGACGGCCAUUUGCAGUGAGGGGGGGAAACUCAAAGCCAGUCAAUAUACAUACACAAUGAUACAAACACGGACACACACAAUAACCGAAACAGCUGCUCACAAGGGAAUAAACUGUAGAAUCGAGAAUUAGUCUUUCUGUGAGUGUAACUGAACCUGUACUAAUGGUGUGUGUUGGGAAUAAGAGACUUUUUCCUGCUGACCCUCAUUUCUACAGAGAACAUUCUUUUCUGAAAACUGUCUCAUAGUGACAUCCUGUGGCCGGAAUACUGAAUUACAUCUGCUUGGAAUUAUUGAAAAAUGAUGCUGUUAACCUGAAACUAGCUUUGUAUUGCUGUUUAUUUAUUUAUUUAUUUAUUUUUAAAUGAUUUAAUUACUUAUGGUUUCGUUUAUUUUUUACAAUUAACGGAUUACUAACGCAGAUAUAGCGGAUAUUUACUACUAACAUAUUAUGGCAUCCUUCCUCGUUCAUCAUGACAGUAAACGGUCGCUGUAUUAAUACCGACUUUAAUAAUAUUAACUAUUGCUAAGGGAUGUUCGGUUUGAGGUUGAAAUUAUUUUGUAAUUUUAUUUUACCAGAGAGAAUUAAUAAAGUAUAUAUCUAUAUAACGUC
Silurus meridionalis is the source of this 4288-nucleotide messenger RNA. RefSeq names its product potassium intermediate/small conductance calcium-activated channel, subfamily N, member 3 (gene kcnn3). The transcript is spliced from 10 exons. Gene Ontology annotation, cellular component: neuron projection; plasma membrane; neuronal cell body. Lineage: Eukaryota; Metazoa; Chordata; Actinopteri; Siluriformes; Siluridae. Gene Ontology annotation, molecular function: small conductance calcium-activated potassium channel activity; calmodulin binding. Gene Ontology annotation, biological process: potassium ion transmembrane transport. The record is from RefSeq and is a predicted model, not a curated record. Bases 557 to 2827 code for a protein of 756 amino acids.